GAUUUCACGCAGCCAUUUCAACCGACCGCCAGUUUCCACCGAGAGGAAGAGCGAGCUUUUCAGCCAUGGCUUCCACUUCCAGGGAUCCGCCUCCGCCGUACCCCAGUGCUGCUAGAAUUUCUGAUUCUCCUUGUUUUCUCCAGUACAGUGCUUCCCUGAAAUGUCUUGAAGAACAUAGCUCAGAGAGGAGCAAAUGUCAAGAACAUUUUGAUGUUUACAAGGAAUGCAAGAAAAAAGAGCGGGAAGCUCGAUUGGAACGCAACAAGAAAAGGUCUUUCUUCUCAUGAAGAAAUCAUCUUCAGGCAUAUUUCUUGAUGUUGAAGUAUUUAAGUUUAAUAUGUUGUGCCGUCUACACACGUUUAUAACCUUUUUGUAGCAGUUAGAUUUAUCUAGUGCCUCGUUGAGCCAAUGCCUUAGACUAUAUUGCCCAUUUGCCAUUGGGCGUUUAUUAAUAAAAGAUACAUCUUCAUAUUCAAUCA
Cucurbita maxima (winter squash) is the source of this 479-nucleotide messenger RNA. Its product is annotated as cytochrome c oxidase-assembly factor COX23, mitochondrial. The coding region runs from base 66 to 287 and encodes 73 amino acids. The transcript is spliced from 3 exons. Lineage: Eukaryota; Viridiplantae; Streptophyta; Magnoliopsida; Cucurbitales; Cucurbitaceae. The record is from RefSeq and is a predicted model, not a curated record.